Penicillium macrosclerotiorum is the source of this 1452-nucleotide messenger RNA. Its product is annotated as putative MFS monocarboxylate transporter. Gene Ontology annotation, biological process: transmembrane transport. The coding region runs from base 1 to 1452 and encodes 483 amino acids. Lineage: Eukaryota; Fungi; Ascomycota; Eurotiomycetes; Eurotiales; Aspergillaceae. Gene Ontology annotation, molecular function: transmembrane transporter activity. Gene Ontology annotation, cellular component: fungal-type vacuole membrane. The transcript has a single exon. The record is from RefSeq and is a predicted model, not a curated record.
AUGGCCGAGUCCACGGCGCAGUGCCCCGAGAAAGGACGAACCUCGAGCAUGGUCGAGGAAAAGGACUUUCAAGACAAGGUUGAUCCAACCUCGCUGGAGAACAAUUACCCUCUCCGGACAUCCUCUUCUGACGAAGAGUCCACGAUCGGCGAAGCCCACGGGCCCAAUGACCUCGUCCAGAUCCCGACCAACACCAGCGCUGUAGCACGGACGCUCUCCGUCGUGCGAACGCGUGAGUCGGGCAAAGAUCUCGGUCCGCCACCGGACGGAGGAUUCCAGGCCUGGCUGCAAGUUGCGCUGGGCCAUAUGAUCAUUUUCAAUACUUGGGGAUACAUCAACAGUUUUGGCGUCUUCCAGACCUACUACACAUCGACGCUGGGGCGGUCGCCCUCCGACAUCUCCUGGGUGGGCAGCAUCCAGAUCUUCCUGCUGUUUUUCGUCGGGACUUUCUCCGGCCGCGCCACCGAUGCGGGCUACUUCCGAUUCACAUUGACGGUCGGGGCUGUGCUCGAGUGUUUCUGUAUCUUCAUGACCUCGCUGUGCACCGAGUAUUGGCAGCUCUUCCUAGCUCAAGGUCUUGGGCAAGGCAUUGGCUGCGGCUUAAUGUUCUGUCCCACCCUGGCUUUGAUCUCGACGUAUUUCGUCAAGCGCCGAGGCAUUGCACUUGGGCUCGUCGCCUCGGGAUCGGCCACGGGAGGCUUGGUUUUCCCGGCAGUGGUGAUGCGCCUGCUGCCACGGAUUGGGUACGGAUGGACGAUGCGGGUGCUGGGCUUCAUCUCGCUCGCCACGCUCAUCCCGUGUCUGAUCUUCUUCAAGCAGCGUCUGCCGCCGCGCACGAAUGGGCCACUGAUCGAGUUGGCGGCGUUCAAGGAGCUUCCGUACCUGCUGUUUGCGGUAGGGAUGUUUCUGAAUUUCUGGGGCCUGUACGUCGCAUUCUUCUAUGUGGGCAGUUUCAGCCGCAACAUCAUCGGCACGUCGGAGACAGUGUCGAUAGACCUGCUUAUGGUGAUGAACGGAGUUGGCAUAGUGGGCCGCCUGGUCCCAAAUCUGCUGGCCGAUCAAUUCACUGGCCCUCUCAACUUACUGAUCCCAUUCAGCGGAGCCACGGCCGUCGUGGCUUUCUGCUGGGCGGCGGUCAAAGACAUGUCUGGGCUGUGGGCGUUUGCCUUGUUCUAUGGCCUCUCCGCCGCAGGCAUUCAGUCCCUGUUCCCUGCCACACUCAGUACGUUGACGACGGACCUGAAGAAGAUUGGGGUACGCAUGGGCAUGGUGCUCAGUGUGGUGGCGGUCGCCGCGCUGAUCGGAUCCCCCAUUGCCGGCGCGCUGGUCCAGCGUGAUGACGGCGAGUACCUCUAUGCCCAGAUGUUUAUGGGCAGCGCGAUCAUUGCCGGGACGUUAACACUGAUCGCAGCGCGCAUCGCUAAAGUGGGCACGGGCAUUGCGCGAGUAUGA